Condylostylus longicornis is the source of this 4538-nucleotide messenger RNA. RefSeq names its product protein phosphatase PHLPP-like protein (gene Phlpp). Gene Ontology annotation, molecular function: receptor serine/threonine kinase binding. The record is from RefSeq and is a predicted model, not a curated record. NCBI's taxonomy places the organism in Eukaryota, Metazoa, Arthropoda, Insecta, Diptera, Dolichopodidae. Bases 7 to 4428 code for a protein of 1473 amino acids. The transcript is spliced from 5 exons.
UAAAAAAUGGGCGUUAUAGCUGGUGUAGCCUGUCAGGAUUUUUCAAAUCGUACACGAUAUUAUGGUAAUAUUAGAAAAGUUGGUAAUAGUCCAAGAAGACAACAACAAUGUAAACCAAUACUAGAGAGAAAUGAGGAAGAUUCAAAUCGCAAUUUUCAUCUGGAUUCUAUCAAUACAGCCAACUCUGAUGUUUUAUAUAAAAUAAAAAAUAAUCAUAAUGAAGAAAAUGUAACACCUGAUCCUACAGCAAAUGAACUAAACGGUUGGAUACGUGUUCAUUGUGGCCCAGAUCGGAAUGAAUUAACAUCAAUGGAACCUAGUCGUAUUAUAUAUUGUGAUUUAAAAACGACAACCGCAAAAGAGAUAGCAAGAGAAUUAAAUAUACCAGUUGAGUUUUGUUUAUGGAUGCAAAUUGGUGGUUCAGUUUCACAACGUCUUCUAGAAACUGAUAAACCAUAUGAAAUUCAAGAGGAAUUUUUUAAAAAAAUUGGAUAUACAGACUCUAACCGGCGUUAUCGUUUAAGUAUUGAUCCUGAUAUAAAACAUUUAUUAAGAUUUUUUAUUGGACCAAGUGAAAUUAAUGUAUGCCGUGGUGUUUUAAAAUCUGGUAUUGUUGAUAUACUUAAAGGAUUUGUAUUUCCACAAUGGAAAAAACGUUGUAUAGCAAUCAUUGGAAAUUUAUUAUUUUUGUGGCCAAAUCAACCAAAUCAUAUGAAUGCAGAAAUAUUUGAUUUGGCAGGUGCUGAUGUCUUUGAGCAAUCACCAUAUUAUGAACGUUUAAUAUUAAAAAUAAUACCAAAAAUUAAAUGUUUUGAUAAUACAAAUUUUUAUAUGAAGGAUAAUCAUAAAUUAAGCUUAAAAACCUUAAACGUUUUACAAAAUAGUAUUAGUAGUAGUAGUAGUAACGCAACAGAAAAUUUAAAUAAAAAUUACAGUAAUAAUAAAAAUAACGUUAAUAUUAGUAGUAACAAUUAUAAUAAUAAACUCUCUUCAAUUUCAAGUGCUCUCAAUAUAAGUAACAGUAGUAUUAACUCAAAUUCAGAGCGUGAAAAGGUACUAUUUUUAGGAUUUGAGGAAUCAUGGGAACGUGAUCUAUGGAGCGGAUGGUUACUUGAGGCUACAUCAGAAACAAAUGAUUCUAAACGACUUGAUAUUGGAAAUUCUGGUUUAAGAACAAUCCCAGAAGUUGUAUUGCAAUCAAUUGAGGAUGUCGAAGAAUUACUUGCAGGACAAAAUAAAUUACAGGAGAUUGGUUUACAAGCUUUAGCACAAUUUUCUCAAUUACAAAUAUUACGUUUGCCAGGAAAUGGAUUCUCAUCAUUUCCAUUAUCAUUGUUGUCAAUAACUAGUUUGACAGUUUUAGAUUUAGCUGAUAAUUCAAUUGAUAAACUACCUGAUGAAAUAUCACAGUUAAUAAAUCUACAAGAACUUAGAAUAGAUCGAAAUGUAGUUACUGAACUUCCAAAUAAUCUAAGAUAUUUGCGUAAUUUAAAAUCGUUACAAGCAUCGCAAAAUCAAUUAAGAAGGUUACCACAAUUUAUGAUUAGAAUGAAAACAAUGGGCCUUGUUGAUAUGUAUGCUCCUAAACCACCUUGUAAUAAAUUGACGGAUAGUAAUAGCAGUAAACAAAAUCUGAACAAUCAACAACAACAACAGAAUCAGCAACAAAAGUUUCAUCAAGACAAUAGAACCCAAUCAAGUCCACCGUUAACAAAAGUUAGUUUGAGAGCAAAUCAUUUAAGAGGCAACAUUAUUUUAGGAAAUUAUGGUAAUUUAACACAACUUGAUGUUAGUGAAAAUGAAAUUGAGAUUUUAGAUUUAUGUGCUCUUGGACAAUUGGAAUCUUUACAAUGUUGUCGAAAUAAAUUAACCGAGUUAAUUGUAAAUGGAAGUCAUUUAACUUCAUUGAUUGCUGGAAAUAAUGAAUUGAAAAAACUCUCAAUUGUCCCAGUUCCAUCAAAAUUGAGACAUCUUGAUGUGAGUUUUAACAGUUUAGUUGAAUUACCGCAAUGGUUGAAUGGAUGUAACCAAUUAAGAACACUGUUCGCAAACAAUAAUCAACUAAGAGUGCUUCCUGAUCAUUUAUUUUGUAGUGAAUUAAAUACUUUGCAUACGUUACAAUUAAGUUAUAAUAAUCUUCAAACAAUACCAGCAAUGCCAAGACGAAAGCUUCAACUACAAGAACUGUUUCUUCAGUGUAAUGAACUUCUUGAACUAUCUGAUAACUUUUUUUUUGCGUGCGAAAAUUUAGUUCUUUUAAAUGUUUCCAGUAAUAAAUUAAGCUCGUUUCCGAUUACCGACAAUACGGCUGCUCAGUUAGAACGAUUGUAUGCAACGAAAAAUGAUUUAACUGAUCGUAUAUGGGAUACGUUGGUUUGUUUCAAAAAUUUAAGAAUUUUCCAUGCCGCGUAUAAUAAACUUACAACUUUACCCGAUGAGUGUGUUCGCAAUUGGGCUGAAUUAGAAGAACUUGUCUUAUCUGGUAAUAAUCUACAACAUUUACCAGAUUUCUUAUCAUAUCUAACACAUUUAAAAGUUUUGCGAGUACAUUCAAAUCGUUUACAAACAACUCCAGCUUUAUCGAAAACAUCGACGCUUCGUGUUCUUGAUUUGGCUCAUAAUCAAUUGGACAAAAUUAAUUUAGUAGCUUUAGUACCAAAGAAAUUACAGUUUUUAGAUUUAUCUUGCAACGUUCAGUUGCAAGUUGACCCUAAACAGUUGCAAGUAUGUAGAUCUCAAAGGCCAAUGAGUUUAAUUGAUGUAUCAGGCAAAAAUCGUUCAAGUCUCCCGACAUCACCCGAUUCGUUAAAUGAAAAUAUGGAUUAUGAACCACCUUGGAAGGUAGGGUUUUCUGAAGCUGCGGGAAAUUCAUCAAAAUUGUACAUAUCACAGCUUAGGUUACCAAAUUUUUGCAAUAUUGAAGGACUUUUUGGAAUGUUUGAUGGGGAAGUAAAUAAUACGGUACCAAGUUUACUGGUUAAAUGUAUUCCAAAACUUCUUCUAGAAGAAAGAACAGUCAAGGAAACUGCUGGAGAAUAUAUGAAAUACACAUUGCUUUCAGCUCAUCGGGAACUAAAGCAUCAUGGACAAAAAUAUGGCGUAUGUGCUACAUUAUGCCAUAUAUCUAGAGAUAAGACAAAUAACGAUUGCGUAAGUAGCGCUGUUCAAGGACGAAAAUUUGUGUUAAGGAUAGCUAGUGUAGGAGAAGCGUCUGCGUACUUAAUACGAAAAAAUGGUUAUGUUAAAUUAACGCCAGGAAAUUCAAAAAGAAAAAUUGGGAGCAGUGCUAGUUUUCCGGUUAUAGUCCCGGAUCCUGAAAUAUCAGAAGUGACUCUCGGAGAUCAAGAUGAUUACCUAAUAAUAGCAAAUAAAAAACUGUGGGAAAUUGUUGAAAUUGAAAUUGCUAUUAAAGAAAUUAAAUGUGAAGAAAAUGUAAUAUUAGCUGCAAAGCGUAUACAAGAUAUCGCGCAAAGUUUUGGUGCUGAAGAAAAUCUUAGUUUAAUUCUUGUAAAAUUUAAUAAUUUAGGAACAGAUGUAGAUUUUUUGAUACGAGAAUUAAGGCAAACUGUUCGAAAAAAGUCCACAGGAAUAAUGUCGAAUUUUUGCAAAUGUGGUUGUUGUUGUGAACCUAACAAUAGUUGCUGUCAUUCACCUGGAAGCGUCCAGUUUAUUAGACAAUUUUCUGGUAGAAGUGAUCGAUCAUCGCCUAGUGGUCAAAGCGACCAAGCAGGAAGUGAAUUGAUUUCAAAUAUGCCAAAAUCAAAGUUCGAUACAAUUUCAACAAAAACAAAUAAAACAAAUAACCCAAAUCGAAAUAUUAAAAAUGGAAUAGCAAGAGCUGUGAGGGCCAGAAUUGAAGAAGAACAUGAAAUGGAUGAUAAUGAUUCAGCCUUAUCUGAGGAACAAUUUAAAUGUUGGGAAUAUAUGUUAGAACAAAACACACAUAUAUUAUUUGAUAAAGAAUUGAACACAAUAUCAAAAGGUUUAACUAAAAAUCGAAGUUAUGAUAAAAGUUCAAGUAUAAUAAAUUUAAAUAAUGGUAGUCAAUCGAAUUUGUCUAAAGCAAGUAGUAACAAAGUUCUUUCAGCUAGUUCUCCACAACUUUUAUAUAAUGAUCCAAAAUUGAUAACUGGUUCGGUUCCAUAUCAGUAUAAUAGUAAUUCAUUUUUAUCAAAACAUUUUGGCAGCGCGAGAUCAUUUCAACCUCCACCACCAACAUUUUUUAAAUCAUCUAAAGGUUUAACAUCUGGACGUUUACCACCAAUUGGUGCCGGUGCAAAUGCCGCAUAUUUUGGGUCAUUACAAAGACUGAUGCCUUAUAAUUUAGAAUACGAUUUUGCUGCAAUGCAUGAAAGGCACUCUGAAGAAGAUCUUGAUCAUGAAAAUAGAAUGCGUCAAUAUUGGGGUGUUGCCACAACUGAAUUAUAAGAUUAUUUUUAUUUCGUUAUAAAAUAAAAUAAUUUUCAUUUUAUUAUACGUAACGUUUAAGAAAAUUAUAAUGCUUUUCUGAAUUUGAUUUAAAUAUAAGUUCUAUCUUU